AUGGCCACUGUCCAGAUCAGCACCAACGGCGUCGGCGUGGCGCUGCACGCCCGCAUCAGCGUGCCGGGGAAUGCGCUCGCGCAGGCCAUUGACCCCAAGCUCCCGACCAUCCUCUUCUGCCAUCCGACCUGGCUCGACUCGUUCUUCUUCUACCCCCAGAUCGAGGACCCCCUCUUCUCGCAGCACUACAACCUCGUCGCGUUCGACCUCCGCGGGCACGGCGGCACGCAGGUGUCGGGCCGCGACGAGGCGUACUCGGUCGACACGGCGGCGCAGGACGUGGCGGCAGGUUUGGACGCCCUCGGAGUCAAGGACGUCCAUGUCGUCGGCGCAGGCUUCGGCUCGCUCGUGGCCGCCGCGCUCGCUGCCGCACGGCCAGCGCUCGUGCAGGGGCUGGUGCUGAUCGCGCUCCCGCCGGCACGUGACAGCGAGGAGACGGCACUGGCGUUCCGCGAGUGUGAAGAGUCGCUCGUCCAAGCGGUUGCGAAGCGCGACCUCGAGCUUCUCGACAUGAUCACGACCGCGACGUUUGAAUACGACGCUGGCGCGCUCCCCCGUGCCGUCCUCGAAAUCCGUGACGAGUACGUCGCGCUCGCGCGCGCACACUUCGCCACCGCGACCGAGCAAGAGGCCGCCGAUGCAGCGUGGUACAUCUGGCACCCGGUGCGUGCGCGUGCUCCCCCGAGCGCCGAGACGCUAGGGCGUAUCAAGGCGCCAGUGCUUCUUCUCCAGGGCGUCGGCACCACCGACUCGUUCGCUGAGGACGCCGAGAACUGGUGCACAGAGUUCAACUUUGCCCAAGUUAGCCAGGGGCACAGCGCGCGCGCCAACGUCACGCUCAUCCAGCAUGUCGACCACUACAUGACGCUCACGAGUCCGAACAUUGUCAACCCUGUGAUCGCAAAGUUCAUCGGCACACCUCUGAGCGCCGGCCUGCCCCCUCUCCCGAGCCCGGGCAUCCACAUCACCGGGCGCUCGGGCAAGGCGCGGCGGCCGAGCACGCCGCGCGGGCUGACGUUUGACAUCCCGCCGCCGCCGCGCGUGAUCCCUGGCAUGCGGACGAUCGGGGACGAGCUCGACCGGCUGGCAGUCGACACGAUCGUGACGGGCGUGUCGGACUAG
Molecule: messenger RNA, 1122 nt
Organism: Vanrija pseudolonga
Lineage: Eukaryota; Fungi; Basidiomycota; Tremellomycetes; Trichosporonales; Trichosporonaceae
Gene: TPES
Product: Tropinesterase
Exons: 6
Coding region: 1-1122 (373 amino acids)
Biological process (GO): acylglycerol catabolic process
Cellular component (GO): mitochondrion
Molecular function (GO): monoacylglycerol lipase activity
Source: RefSeq, a predicted model, not a curated record